GAAGCAUUUCAACCAUACAAACAAUGCACCAAACACAGACAGAAUCAACUUCUCAGCAUCAUUGAAAGAUCAAUAAUCGAUAUCGCACAUGUCCGCUACCAGCUCUCGAUCAGUAUCACGGUCUGGAACUCCCCUCGGUACCAGACCGCAUUCAAUAACAACAGCUGCAACAUCAUCAUCGUCGCUAUCAGAACCACGUUUAAACAAUAACAACAGCAAUAGCAAUUACUUCUCCUACCCCGUGAGCCGGGUAGUAUCCGGCCUAUAUCGACGAUUUACCGAACCACCACAGAAAACGAGCGGCAAUAACAAUCACAAUGCAAACAACAACACCAUGAAUCCCACCUCAUCCUCACUCUACACACCACAACGAACCGCAUCACCCUUCCAACCACCCCCUCUCACACCUUUAACCCUCAAAUCCUCCUCCACAACAACCAGCAGCCUCCACCCUCCCAUCCUUUCGCGCGCAUUAGCAGAAGAAAUCCGCCUCCUCAUCCCGCCCCGCCUCCAACUAAUCGAUACCUGGCACCUAGCCUACUCCCUCGAGCGCGACGGCGCAUCCUUGGGUACACUAUACGAGCACUGCAAACAUGUCGCAGAACACAAUCCGCGAGCGGGCUAUGUAUUAGUUGUGCGCGACACGGUCGAUGGUGGAGCGGUAUUUGGCGCUUAUUUAACUGAUGCGCCGCACCCGGCGUCACAUUUUUAUGGGACGGGGGAAUGCUUUUUGUGGAGGGCUAGUGUUUUGGGAGAUGGGCAGGGGAUUUGGAAUGAUUUAUACAACAACCCUAAGGACAAUGAUAAUAGGAAUGAGAAUGGGCAAGGAUAUGAUGAGAUUGGAGGUCAGACAAUGACAGACGAACAACUUCGUCGCGCCGGAUUUCCUCCUCCGCCGAGCGCGGAUACCACGAAUGCUGUUCGAAGCACGACUUUGAGAGCGAGUACACCUACCUCUACCUCACAACAAAAGACUACCACCUCCAACAACAUCAACAACAGCAACAGCAAUAAUCUCCUCCCCUUACCCCAGACCAAAGCAAACAUUAGCAGUGGAACAAGUACCCCAGAAAGAAUACGAUUCAAAGCCUUCCCUUAUAGCGGUAUAAAUGAUUAUAUGAUGUUUUGCGAAACGGGGUUUUUGAGUGUUGGUGGAGGGGACGGCCAUUACGGUUUAUGGAUAGACGAUUCAGUCGAAAAGGGCGUUAGUGAUUCAUGUCCCACGUUCGGGAAUGAGCCUCUGUCCGAUGACGGGACGAAAUUCGAUAUUUUGGGGGUGGAGAUUUGGUAUAUUGGUACAUAAAAUAACCAGUUGUUUAGGCUCUGUUUAGUUUGAUAGAUACCUACCUAGUUACACGGGCUUGAUUGCAAUUGAUGUUGAUAUAUCGGUGUUCAUUAUUGCUACCUAACUACUUGUGUGGUUGACUACCGCAAUAGAAAUGAAGGAAGGAAUUACUCAUACAGUGCACGGGAGAAAGUAAGUUGAUAGAGCAGCAAUAUCAUUGAACUGCGCAUGAAGAAUCAUAUCAAGGGUAUGAGCAUAAACAUAAGUGAUAUCCGAGUAUAAAAUCAAAGUGUAGAAGUAAAGGGAAACGCCAUUUCCACAAAAACAGAAAACCGUUCAACCAUUGCAUUGAGAGAGAAAGAAGAAGAAGAAGAAGAUUUAAUAAGGAGAGUUCACAAUAUCAUUCCGACCCAAACGGUGAGCGGCACUCCUUCGCACCGGAGUCAUGGGUAAAGGACCUGCAAUACUCUCGCGAGUAGGCUUCUUGAAGCUCUUCUUUUGUACCAUGUUGACCUCAUUUGGAAGGGCAACGAUGACAUUCUUAUCCGAGCCGAAGCGGAAAUUGUCUGCCAUGACGUUCUCUCCAUAUCGCUUGAUGGUGUAUGGAUCCUUUCUACCGGCGAGAACCUUCUUCAAGUUCCAGGUGAUAAUGAACGGACCGGUUGCAGUAAUAAUUGAAGUCUCUUCACUGUCGACACCAGUAUUGAAACGAGCAGGUGUAAAUGCCAGAGGCUGCUUGGUCUCGUGCUGGAAUUGAGCGACAUGAGCUGGCUGCAGACCCAGACGCCGGGGUUGGGGUUUGGAGUCCUUGGCAAAGGACUUUUCGAAUCCGAGCUUGCCUUCAUUCUUACCAUCCUUUUGCAUGGCGUCGAUCAAAAGCAAGUAUGUCCUGCAGGUAGCCAAAACCCAUCGACCAUCGGCAGAAACAUCAAGACCGAUAAUAGCUUCACCCAAGGCUGGAAUAUGAGUCUUGGCGUUGAUACCAAGACGAUCAAACAGACGGACAUCACCCUUGUUAGAGGCCACAGCGAUAUAACCUUUCUCUGUUGUUGCGGCAGCAGAGAAAUCAUUCUUGCUUGCGUAUUGCUUCAAGUUAGCAUCAACCAGCUUGUUGCCAGAUUGACGUGGAUCGACACGGAAAAGAGCAUUGUUGGAGACACCCAAAAAUGGUUGUGCCGCGGUCAUUUGAGAGAAUUUCUGUUCUGGAGCAAAUGUCGUGACACCAAUGUCAUCGUGAACCUUCCACUCAUCAACAACUUUGCCGUAUUCAAGAUCCAUACGAUACAGAGCAUUAGGAUUGGAUCCAUCUUGCAAAAUCAUGUUCGAAUCUUCGGCGUGAAGCAUGACUUUCUUAGGGCUGAACAGUUUGCCCCCUGGCGUCUCCACUUUAGAAAUGUUUGUUGAAAAUUCAAGGUUGUUAUUAGGAGUGUGCUUAAAGACACCAAUCUUAGAGCCCCGAACGACAAACGACCGAUCGUGCUUGUAGCCAACAGCAAGCUGAGAGUUGACGUUAUCGUCUUUGAGUCCAGUGAGAACAUCGUCUUCCUCCUCGUCGGUAUCAUAAUGUUCACUCCGUUGACCCUCAU
Talaromyces stipitatus ATCC 10500 is the source of this 2871-nucleotide messenger RNA. Its product is annotated as oxidative stress response protein Oxr1, putative. Lineage: Eukaryota; Fungi; Ascomycota; Eurotiomycetes; Eurotiales; Trichocomaceae. The coding region runs from base 89 to 1303 and encodes 404 amino acids. The transcript has 2 exons. Gene Ontology annotation, cellular component: nucleus. The record is from RefSeq and is a predicted model, not a curated record. Gene Ontology annotation, biological process: response to oxidative stress.